Messenger RNA from Seminavis robusta, 654 nucleotides. NCBI's taxonomy places the organism in Eukaryota, Bacillariophyta, Bacillariophyceae, Naviculales, Naviculaceae. The record is from the annotation of a GenBank genome assembly.
AUGGAAGAAGACGAAGCUAAGCUGAAGAAUCGCGAGGAAACGGAGCUCUUCUUUGGCUUUCUGAAUCGGAUGGGAAGGGAGAAGCGAGACCGAAUUCUUGGGUCGCAACCUGUUUAUUGGUCAAAUGUUGCUAUGGCCCUUUCUGUGGCGCAAGAGUUUUUGUUUGGCUUUGACGACGAUACUCUUACAACCCGUUUGUUGGAAGCAAAUGGUCAGGACGGUGUUAAUGUGGAUGGGCUGCUCCAAGCAAUUUACGGCGCCCAAGCCUGGGAUCCAAUGGCAUUAUUCCUGAUGCGUAACCUCCGUGUGGACAUUCUCAAGGAAUGGGACCGGAAUGAUGCAGCGUUGGUACAGCGCACACCAGAGGAAGAAGAGGACGGGGAACAGCGUCUUCCUCCUCCUGUGGAUCGAGCACAUUUAGCCGGCGGCGACGGAGAUCGUGCAUAUGUGCAGAUUCCUAUUCCUAUCGCGGAACCCACUGCUGUGGGGACUGAUGAUGCGCGAGUGUCUGUUCGGGUGCAGGGAAUCCUGAAUCUAGAAAACGUCUUCAUUGCGAUGAAUAUUUACCAUCCACCGGACGACGGCACAAAUGAUAUGCUUAAAAGAGCGGGAAGCAGCGACGCGUCGGAAUCUACCGUCGCAGACGAAGCAUAG